AUGCAGAAGUGCAUUUCCUUCAGCGGGUCUCGUGUGCAAGAUCCCGGUGGAGCGCAGGAAGUGAUUCUUACCUGUUUGCUUGCUCAUGGGACCCUGGCACCUUGCGCCAGCCUCCUGGGAAUGGGGAACCUCUUGAAGCAUCCUUCCAACACUUUCCAAGAGACUGGAACAGAAGUUGGUUUCGACAGUUUGAUGCAGCAAAAGACUGUGCAGCGAGAGGGCACCCAGAUCAUCUUCCUGGAUCAUCUCGAGGGCAUACUUGGUGCAGACUGUCCCCAGGAGCGGGUGUUGCUGCUGGCAUUCUCUGGGGCAGAUGCACUCGACAACUUCCUGGAAACCACCAAGUCACUCCAGGGUCGUGUGAUCCUGGCGUCAACGCGCCAUCCUGCUUCUUGUGGGGUCAAGGUGUUCUUGGGCGAGGUGGCGCCGAAUGGGGUGCAAACCAUCGAAGCUCCGCAAGUUUCCCAGCACGGGGUUUCCGUGACCUACACUUCCACAGACUACGGCAGUGUUUUCGAGUUUGCAAACAUCACCGUCUCGGCACCAUUCUCCGCCGUUGCGCCCAAGAUGCCGGUCGAGCUAGAGCAGCCAGAGGACCAGAAGAGUCGCAAACCCCGGCGGCUAUUCCUGUCCUCCAUCUUGAAGAGCACCUGGAGGGCUGUGAAAUCCCUCGCCAGUGCUGCCCUUGCGUCCUCGAAGCUAACCGCAAAGGUGACCUUCCAGCUGAAGAUCUCGGGGGGCGCUACCGAGCUGGCAAUGCUGGAGAUCAAAGGCACCCUGGCCAAUCUCCUGGAAGUCAGUGGCAAGAAGGUGGCUCAACUCUCUGAGGAGAGGCAGCUGAUCAAGUUUCCGCGCGUUCCCAUUAAAUUCAUGGUGGGGGUUGUUCCUGUAUAUUUGCACGUGGAUGCAGGCCUUUAUGCGGGCGUCAAAGCUUCCGUUGAGGCAAGUUAUGGUCUGACUGCGGCGGCGGAUGCUAGCCUGACACUUACUGCAACCUACCGGGACAGUACUGGCAAGGUAGAGCGGAGCUUGAAUUUCAAUUGGGACCAGCUUGACACCAAAGCCACCUUCGACGGAAAGGCCACAGCAAUGCUGUACUUGAAGCCAGUGGUGACGUUUACAGCAUACAAGAUCCUUCAAGCAGCAUUCGUCUUGAAAGUCUUCUACCAAGCGAUCUGGACGUUAGAAGGUGAGGCUCUGGCGGGCGAAUGUUCGGCAAACCUCAAGAAAUUCUGGGGCUUGGACCUGUCCCUGACCGUGAAGAUCCGAUCCAUCUUCACGAAGUCAUUCAACCUUUAUGCGAAUCAGUGGCCUCUGGCCGAGAGGGAGGAUGAUUGUGGCCCGUUCGUAAGUCUGCCUAGCAACUUGCUAACGAGCUUUGUGGAAGGAACGUCUGAUGAUGAUGAUGGGUCGGCGGUGUCGGAUGAUGCCUCCGGUGACGAAGGAGGCAGUUCUUCGAGUCCUUCGACUCAGACAACGCAAGAUGGCUGCAGGUGCAAGCAAAACUGGACUGCAGACUGGAAUGGCUCCGAAGUCAGCUGCGACAGCUACUGCUGCCAGUUCGAAGGAACUUCGGGGUUUUGUGUGAAGGAAGACCCGGCGUGCGGCACGGAGUGCUGGGGCCGCUGUGACACACGACGGCUUACCACCUGCGAAAGCGUUCAGCCAUUCUGCAAUGCGAACGCUUGCGAGAAGGAGCAGCCGGAUUGUCUCCGCUGUGGUUUCUGUGGCCAAGAUGACGUCAAUGAAACCGGGGGGAGUUCCGGUUCCAGUGGCGCCUCACCACCCAGCGCAGGUUCGGGGUCCGCUCUGAGUCUCGCGUCGCACCGCUUGGGUGCACUCUGGAACGGUCAAAUUGCUCCCAUUGCGGAUGGGACAUGCCCUAACAAUUCGUCUGCUGAGCUCGUUCUGCAGCUCGUGGAGGUCAACGACUGGGGUGGCGGCAACGGUCAGAUGACCUUUAUGGGCGCUACCAACGUCAUCUUGCCGGACGGCCGAUGCACCGUCAGCUUGAGCUACGUGGCAGAUCUCUACGGUGGCAGCAUUCAAGGUGGCACUUUGAAACCCAGCGCGGACGACGACUUCUUCGGUGAUUGCGACGGAUUCGUGUUGCCAUACGGCUGGAGGGUGGAUGCAACCACAGCCCGCAUGGCGGGGGAGGAUACAAUGAAUUGCUACAGCGUUGACUUGCAGGCAUCCGUUGCUUUGCCGACUUCGAGACGACUUUCCCGUGCGUUGUGGAUCCAAUCGCGACAAUGUACAUCGCCACUGCAGAUAUCAGCUCUUCAAGUCAACGUUCGCCACCGCCUUCCUACUUCAGGCUGCAGUGCUGUUUGCUUUCGAUGCUUGCUGUUGAAUUUGCUCACUCUUUGA
Molecule: messenger RNA, 2373 nt
Organism: Symbiodinium necroappetens
Lineage: Eukaryota; Dinophyceae; Suessiales; Symbiodiniaceae
Source: the annotation of a GenBank genome assembly